Lampris incognitus (smalleye Pacific opah) is the source of this 3396-nucleotide messenger RNA. It is a transcript of the gene osbp2a, whose product is annotated as oxysterol binding protein 2a. NCBI's taxonomy places the organism in Eukaryota, Metazoa, Chordata, Actinopteri, Lampriformes, Lampridae. Gene Ontology annotation, cellular component: cytosol; intracellular membrane-bounded organelle; membrane. Gene Ontology annotation, molecular function: cholesterol binding. The coding region runs from base 1 to 2232 and encodes 743 amino acids. The transcript is spliced from 15 exons. The record is from RefSeq and is a predicted model, not a curated record.
AUGAACGAACUGGUGAAGAGUUUGCCCUCCCCAACUCUCUCAGGGGUCCAGCUGCCCGGCUUGGAUACCCACAAAGGCUGGCUUUUCAAAUGGACCAACUACCUGAAGGGCUACCAGCGGCGAUGGUUUGUCCUCAGUAACGGCCUGCUGUCGUAUUACAGGACUCAAGCAGAGAUGGCACACACUUGCCGCGGCACAAUUCCAAUGGUCACGGCCCACAUUGAGGUUGGGGACACUUGCCACUUGGUGUUGACGAGUGGAGGACGGAGCUACCACCUGAAGGCCACCUCGGAGGGAGAAUGUCAGCGCUGGGUCUCUGCCCUGCAGCAGGCUAAGGCCAACGCGACUCAAUUGAUGCAUCACUCGGAUGAUUCAGGAGAUGAGGGUCCUGUACCCCAGGAGGACCGUGCCCUGACCCAGGGGGUGCUCAAGACUCUAGCUAGCAAACUAGAUGACCUGAGCACCUGCAACGAGCUGAUAGGCAAACACGGUGCGGCUCUCCAGCGCUCCCUUAGCGAGCUCGAGGAGCUAAGGGGCUCCACAGACGGCACAGACAAACUGAAGGCUGUCAACGAGCGCGCCACCCUCUUUCGCAUCACCUCCAAUGCUAUGAUAAAUGCUUGCCGUGACUUUUUGGAUGUAGCAGAAACACACAGUCGGAGGUGGCAGAAGUCCCUGCAGUAUGAACGAGAACAACGUCACCAUCUGGAGGAAACCAUUGAACAACUAGCCAAACAGCACAACAGCCUAGAGAGAGCUUGGAGGGAAAACCCCACCACGCACACAGUAGGAGUGGAGAGAGGUCAGGAGGGGGAUGCCAGUGAUGACAAUGAGGAUGCAGAGUUCUUCGAUGCCAUGGAGGACUCCCCUGCAUUCAUAACUGUGACUGCUAAUGACCACAUACAGCACAGGCGCUCAGGCAGCAAUCAGAGUAUGAUGAGUGGAGGACUGACCAGCGGCUGGACCCACAAUGAGAAUCAUUCCUCUGGCUCAAACCACAUGCAGAUACAAAGAACGAGACGCAGCCGCAUUCCAGAUAAACCCAAUUACUCCCUCAACCUGUGGAGCAUCAUGAAGAACUGCAUUGGCAAAGAUCUAUCCAAGAUACCAAUGCCUGUAAACUUCAAUGAGCCGUUGUCAAUGCUGCAGCGACUGAGUGAGGAUCUGGAGUACAGUGAGCUCCUGGACUGGGCAGCUCGCUGUGACUCCUCUUUUGAGCAGAUGUGCCUGGUGGCGGCCUUUUCUGUCUCCUCCUACUCCACCACUGUCCAUCGUACAGCCAAACCCUUCAAUCCUCUCUUGGGAGAAACCUAUGAGCUCGACCGGUUGGAGGAGUAUGGUUAUCGCUCCAUCUCUGAGCAGGUCAGUCAUCAUCCCCCGGCUGCCGCCCACCAUGUGACAUCACAGAGAGGAUGGACCCUGUGGCAGGACAUCGCUAUUGACAGCAAGUUCCGUGGGAAAUAUAUUUCUGUUAUGCCGCUAGGCUGCAUUCACCUGCGGUUCCACUCCAGUGGGAAUCACUACGUGUGGAGCAAAGUCACGUCUACAGUGCAUAAUAUUAUUGUGGGUAAACUGUGGAUUGAUCAGUCUGGAGACAUUGAAAUAGUAAACAAUACUACCAAGGAUACCUGCCAUCUGAAGUUCUCCCCCUACAGCUACUUUUCCAGAGACGUCCCUCGCAAAGUGACCGGUGUGGUGGAGGACAGAGAAGGUACAGCACACUAUAUCUUGUCAGGAACCUGGGAUGAGAAGAUGGAGAGUGCCAAAAUAGUGGACAGCAGCCAAGGAUGUGGCGGGUCCGAGGGAAAACAAAAGACUGUUUAUCAGACACUCCCACCUAAACUGUUGUGGAAAAAAUAUCCCCUCCCUGAUAAUGCGGAAAACAUGCACUUUUUCUCCUCCCUGGCCCUGACCCUGAACGAGCUGGAAGAGGGAGUGGCCCCCACUGACAGUCGGCUGAGACCAGACCAGCGUCUGAUGGAGGCGGGUCUAUGGGAUGAAGCCAACGGCCAGAAACAACGUCUAGAAGAGCGGCAAAGGCUGGAGAGGAAGAAGAGGGAGGCACAAGCUAACCAGGCCCUGGAAGAAGGCCGGCGCAUUGAGGGGUACCAGCCUCUGUGGUUUGAGAGAAGAACAGAUGACGCGACAGGGGAGAGCAGCUUUGUCUACAGGGGUGGUUACUGGGAGGCCAAAAAGAGACAGGACUGGAGCCUGUGCCCGGACAUCUUCUAGAGCUCUCCUGUCUGGGCUGGCUGGGACGUCUUCUGCGAAGGACCAAAAUGGUGAAGAAACCUCGCAGAUACCAAGCUUUGUGUACAGAUUGGUCUGCACCUAGAAAACAGCAUAAGAUGACAAAUCCUUUGACGUGCAAACCGUCCGUCGUUUUGACUUUAUUUGGAAAUACUGUCAGCAAUAACGUAACGGCACAAUCACUUGAGAAACCGAUUCAGACACCCGGAGUGCAAAACAUAAAUUGUGUUCUGAUAACAAUGUCCCCUUACUAUGUAAUAGUGAUAUAAUGAUAAUCUUCCCACACCCUUCCCGGUGUGGGAAGAUGGCGGCGUGAAAUCACGUUUGCAGCGGCCUCACCCAGUACCGUCCAUGCAGUGUCUUUGUCCACGUCUGCGUCCAAGUUUGCGUCUUCGUUUGAUGGCUGGGAGAGCUGGCGUUGGAUCGGCUGGGGGAGCCUGGUCUGCUGCGUCCAGUGGGCCCAGGGACCAGGGCCCUGCCUGGAGCUGUGCCCGAACAGGAAACACCGAGGGUGGUCUGACAGGAUGCGGAAGCGGGCAGGCUAAGCUAACUGCUAGCCCAUGUGGACCGGCAGUUCCGACAGUCAUCCUGGCGUUCGCUCUCUUGGACAGUGAAUUCCUUUUUGGGGGGUAUGUUGGAUGUGUUUUUGUAUAUUUUUGCGUGGUUUGGAUAAAUGUGUUGUAGUUUGGAUAUGUGUUUUGUCUUUGUGUUGCACUGCUGUGGGCUGGGGAAACAUGUUUCGUUUCAUUUCAUGUGUGUAAGAGCAUGAAAUGAAACGACAAAUAAAUGUUCCUGCCUCCUGACUAAUGCAGAUCGGCCCAAGUCGAAGCAGUCAUGAAGGAGAGGCUUGAGGUGAAAUAUAGUUUAUUCCAGAAAUCAGGCAGUUUGGUUUUCAAGUGUUAACAAUAUAUUGCUCGUUUUAAAGUGGAUUGUUACUACAUCUUGACAAAUAUUGAGCGCACAAAGAGCAAAUUAACAGAAUAUGUUGUGUUUUAACCGUCCAUACGGUUUUCAGCUGUGUAUUUGUACAGGGUGUAAAGCACAGAUGUGCGUAUCGGAUUUUGUAAUAGGGGCUUUUAAUUUCAGUGUAUACAGAUGAUAUAUGUAACAGAAAUAAAGAUUACCUCAAGUAUGAUAGGAAGAGCA